This is a messenger RNA of Diachasma alloeum, 2574 nucleotides long. It is a transcript of the gene SH3PX1, whose product is annotated as sorting nexin-9. Gene Ontology annotation, biological process: endosomal transport; endocytosis; plasma membrane tubulation. The transcript has 5 exons. Gene Ontology annotation, molecular function: protein binding; phosphatidylinositol binding. Gene Ontology annotation, cellular component: plasma membrane; cytoplasmic vesicle. The record is from RefSeq and is a predicted model, not a curated record. NCBI's taxonomy places the organism in Eukaryota, Metazoa, Arthropoda, Insecta, Hymenoptera, Braconidae. Bases 753 to 2318 code for a protein of 521 amino acids.
UCGCGUAACAGGUCUCAAUAGAUAAUCAAAGAAAAAUAGCGAAUGGAAUAAUUGUAAUAACUCACUCCAACGUUCUAUGACAGUUGUCUUCGCCUUCUCCGACGUCUCAACGUUUUUCGCAGUCUCCGCAACUGCAGUACCAAAAGACCGCAAUUUAUUUCGCACUGAGAGACUAGUGCGUAACACUGACAUCAUGAAAAUCAAUUGAAAAUGAUUUUCUUGCGAUAUUAUGCUAGGUUAUUACUCGCCUUUCAAACACAUCGCAAUUGAUUGGCUCAUUUUGGAGCAGAAUAGUCUCUGAGAUGUCGCCAUUGUUCCCACACAGCUGUUUUCCCUUCCGUGUGAUGAGCCACGGACGAAUCACUGACAUGAACGUUGAACGUCAGCGUGUUCACCGCCUUCUUUGUUGAGACACUUAACUCCAACAAUCCACAACAAUCGGAGUGAAGCGAAUAUUAUUAUUUUAUAUUCCUUUUUUCGUUGGAGGAGGCAUUAUCCCUUCGUUCAAAGGACUUUUGUCGAUUUACAGAGGCAGUGGAAGCGCUUCAAAUGAUACUGAAUCCGGGUGCACAACAAAUCAACUGCCGCCAGUGACGAGGUGGAUUCGUACAUAAUGUCGAGGGAGAUCUCCAGCGGGUUGAAGUAGCAGUGGAAAUUGCCACGAGCGAGUCGUGCGGGUUUUGGAUACAUUUUUGAGAAUUUUUUGGAUAGGUUUUUGUGUUGAGGAGAAUUUUUCGUACGUGGGAGGAGAUAUGGAAGGCCAGCAGGUCAGAGCAGUAUAUGACUUCUCUGGAGAGGCAGGAACCGCUGAACUAUCGAUAACAGCCGGUGAAAUUCUCACAGUAACCCGGGAGAAUGUGGGCGACGGCUGGUGCGAGGGAUACAAUCAGCACAAGAAAUCGGGCCUCUUCCCAGCGGCAUACGUCGAAGCCGUGGAGGCCCCAGCCCCUGCAGCUAUGACCCAGAGCUCAGGGGACUACUGGGACGACGACUGGGACGAUGACUCCGAGGUCGGACAGACCCAGGCCUACGUACCUCCCGCAAAUAUCGAACAGAAUCUAAUAUUCGGGCAAUCGAGUCUCGACCAUGCCUCCAUGCAGCACGUCCACUCGGUCAUCUCGGAGAGAACAAUUCCAAAUGUACCAAAGAAAAAUAACAAAUUCUCAACGCUUAUAAAAUCUGGAGAGGAUAGCUUUCUUCUCGGGAAUAAGACAGUUCCGGUUCCGGAGAGUGAGAAGAUUUUUAUCGAGGAAACCGAGGAUGGACGGUGUAUAUGGCUGCCAACGGGGGAGCGUUAUAGUUGUGUCAUAACGUCACCGAAAAAGGAGUCGAAACUCAAGGGUCUCAAGAGCUUUAUAGUCUAUCAACUUACGCCCACGUUCAAUAACAUCCAAGUCUCCCGAAGAUACAAACGCUUCGACUGGUUGCACGAGAGACUAGAAGAGAAAUUCUGUUUCAUAUCAAUUCCCCCCCUUCCGGACAAACAAAUAUCAGGAAGAUACGAGGAACAGUUCAUUGAACACCGACGAACGCAGCUCCAGGAAUUCGUGGAUUACGUCUGCAGACACCCAGUCCUCUCCCGCAGUCGUGUCUGGGAGCAUUUUAUAACGUGUACAGACGAAAAACGCUGGAAGGCGGGGAAACGAGCAGCUGAGAAGGAUGAACUCCUGGGGGUGAACUACUUCAACGCGAUCCAGUGCUCCGACGCCUCACUAGAUGCCAUCAAAGUUGAAAUUCAAACAGACGCUUUUUCGAGAUUUAUCAAUGGGUUGGACCCUGUCGUCAAGAACUUCAUGGCUAUGGCUAUGGACCAGGCGAAGAAACAUCAGGGACUGUACAAAAGGGAAUUUCAGAAAAUUGGACAAUCUUUUGUUUCGCUGGGGCACGCUCUGGAGGGAGACAUGGGGAGACUCACGCAAGCUUUGAAAUUGACUGGAGAAGCUUAUAAUGAUAUUGGAAAAUUGUAUGAAGACCAACCCAAGUUUGACUGGGAACCUCUUGCCGAUAAAUUUCACAUAUACAGAGGAAUUAUUGGGGGAUUCGCUGAUGUUAUAGGUAUCCACAAGAGCGCAGUGCAAAAAAGAAAAGACUGCGAACGUCUAGUAACCGAGCAUAAAAUGGAAUCAAAUCAACUGAGAGAGCUUUCUCGAAAAACAGACGUUAUAGCCCGAGCUCUAAUGGCUGAAGAAGCAUAUUUCCAAACAGAACGAGAGGUGCAUAUCCAACAAGCCAUGAAGAACCAUCUCACUGAGCAAAUUCGUUUCUACCAAAAUAUCGUGGCCAAGCUACAAGACGCACUAGCAGCUUACGAUGCAUGAGUUGAUAUUUGAUGCAGGAAACAUCAUUGUUAUUUCUUCUCGUUAUUACUCCACUUUACACUGCAUUUCAAUGAGUAUUAUGGUACGUUUUCAUACCAUCGCGAGAGAAUGACAGGCUAAUUCUCUUGAAAAAUUGAUGAGUGUUAAUAAUUAUUGAUUUCUAAAUUUCUUUAACACUGGAAUUGUAUAUAUCCAAAUAAUAAUGUAAUAACAAUCAUGAUUCUCAUUAAAAUAAAUAAAUAAAUGUCACACAUUU